Molecule: messenger RNA, 2067 nt
Organism: Alternaria rosae
Lineage: Eukaryota; Fungi; Ascomycota; Dothideomycetes; Pleosporales; Pleosporaceae
Exons: 4
Coding region: 389-2014 (541 amino acids)
Source: RefSeq, a predicted model, not a curated record
CGCUGCAAGCCAAGAAUGAUACAAAUUCAUUUUGGGUGCGGCAUAUGAAGUUGUCUUGACUGCAAUUCGGGAAGUGGAGGGCAGCCUAUCCUCUUUUCGACAAAGCGUUCCCGAACUCGAGCUGCAACCCGGGUUAAUCCAACGCGUGCAUGCACGCGAUCGUCACCGACAGCAAAAGAGGCUGGCAGCUACCCCAGCUUUGCACGUAUUUACCCCAGUAAAUUCCCCGCAUACAAUGCAGAUCUCCAACCAAGAUACCAAAAAAUUGACCGAGGCCAUGCUUUUCAAUUGCCGCAUGACAUCGCGGCCAAAGUUCCGUUGCCGGCGACGCCCAUAAACCUCGCGCAGGCGGCCUUUAUGGUGUAGCAGCAACGAUCGAACGCCCACGAUGUCACCCUCAAUCAAGCGCUCUCUUGCUGUCGCGGCUCUCGGUGCUUUUCUAAAGGCCGAGGCUGCUCACAUCUCCUCUAGGUCAAAACCAAUUGCGAUUCCAAAGUCAGCACCCAACGAUGCUGGCAUUCCCUUGGACUCUUUCGUAUCGUACUCGUUCGAGUUCUCGUCAUGGCCCGACUUUGCUGGCAACUUAUCGCAUCCCAAUGCCUUCUCAUACAACCUCAUGAGCAACCUUGGCAAGCUGCAAGGCUCAAUGCCAAUUGCUCGCGUCGGCGGCAAUACACAGGAUAUCGCUAUCUUUGAUGAAUCGCUCGAGACCAGCAUCGUCGGCAUCAUCCGCCCAAACAUCUCAGCCGACUACCCGACCAUCAUCACCAUUGGCCCGUCCUACUUCGAGUCCUACAAAACCAUGCCUGAAGGCACACGAUUCGUCCACGGCUUCAACAUGGGCGCCAACUCCAGCGCUGCAAGGGCCGCAACUUGGGCGUCCGUUCCGCACGCCUGCAAAACGAUAGGGAGUGACCUGCUGUUCUGGGAGUACGGUAACGAGCCCGAUCUCUUCACUGCGUCUGGAUACCGAAACGGCAGCUGGGCUGAGGCGGACUAUGUGUCUGAAUGGCUGAAUGGCACCACUGCCAUUGAAGAAGCCACCAAAGCCGCAUGUCCAGAACUCGCAGGGACUAAGUUCAUGGCACCGAGUUUUGCAGGCAUCGGAGUCAAUGACUACUUCAGAUUGGACCCCGUUGAAGUCUUCAAGCAGGGGUUGGACGAGAAGGAGAAUAUCGGUCUGAUCGCUUCGCACAACUACAUGGGCGUCUCCACCAAUCCCGGUAUCACGUUGCAAGGCACGUUGAUGAACCACAGCAGUGUUCUCGCCAAGGCAGGGGACCAGAUCAACGUGAAAGAUGGUAUCAAGGCAUUAGGAGACGCGCUGGCUCCAAACGUCCCCUUCGUCAUGGGCGAACACAACUCGCUGGCCCGACAGGGACGACCUGGUCUCAGCAACAGCUUCGGUGCUGCGCUGUGGGGCGUAGACUGGAACACCUAUCUCGCGUCGCAGAACCUGUCUCGCUCUCACAUGCACCAAGGAACCAACUACCGCUACCAAUCCUGGCAACCAAUACAAACAAACCUCACAGCUCGCGGAACGAAGCCACCAUACUACGGAAACGUCGCCGUCGCAGCCUUCAUGCACAAACCUUCAUCCGAGUCUGAGCUCAAGAUCUCAGAGCUGCCCUCAUCCUCCAUCUACGCAACCCAAUACGCCGCUCACAUUGACGACAUGCUCACCCGCCUUCUCCUCGUCGAUCUUCACACAUACAACACAACCGCUGAUAACAACUACACCACACCUUUCGCACGUCCGGUAGAGAAGUACUCUUUCCAGCUACCGAGCGAUUGCAAGGGUGAAGCUCAGGUGCAGAGGCUGUUAGCCAAUGGAAGUGAUGCUAUCACGGGUAUUACUUGGGAUGGCUACAGCUACAACUACGAGCUCGAUGAGGGAAAGCCUGUGCGCAUGGAUAAUGUGACGUGUGGAGAGAGUGUGAAGGUGGAUGGCAAGGGUAUGAUGAGUGUGGAGGUGCCGUGGAGUAGUGCCGCGAUUGUUAGUCUGGACUGCUGAGAUGACUUGCGUACUUCGAGUAGUCGAAAAAGACCAAUGGGAAAUCUAUCCAC